Stylonychia lemnae is the source of this 489-nucleotide messenger RNA. Lineage: Eukaryota; Ciliophora; Spirotrichea; Sporadotrichida; Oxytrichidae. The record is from the annotation of a GenBank genome assembly.
AUGGAUGGUGGAAAUAAAAUGGAUGGUGGAGGCUAAAUGGGAUAUCUAAAUUAUUUCGAAAUCAUAGAUGGAGCCAACAGUUUGAGGCAUAGACAUAGGUGGGACAUACUAUAAAUUACUCUAAAAAUUAAAGUAAGUAUCGAGAUCAAGCCAAAUUCUCAUAUCUGUGGUAGAUUGAGGAAAUUAAUUUUUUUUAUUUUUUUUAUAUUUAUAAUUGGCUUGAUCUCACCAGCUCACUCAGUGCUCUUAGUGGCACUGGUGGGUUGUGUAAAUAAAAAUGAAAAGUUUGAUUAGACUAAGGUUAUUGAUAAAUAAAUUAUUUUAAUUAAAAUUUUUCUAAAAAUUUUCUCUCAACCCAGCUAAUUCAACAAAAUCUUAAAUUCUAUAAUUAUCAGCUAGACCUAGGGUAAUCUAUAGGGAAUUGAUGCAUCAACCAAAUCCAUCAACUGUUGGCUAUAGCUAGUGCUAGUAUUUCAUCAACAAAGUUGA